This is a messenger RNA of Arabidopsis thaliana (thale cress), 1413 nucleotides long. RefSeq names its product DP-E2F-like protein 3 (gene DEL3). The coding region runs from base 72 to 1136 and encodes 354 amino acids. Lineage: Eukaryota; Viridiplantae; Streptophyta; Magnoliopsida; Brassicales; Brassicaceae. Gene Ontology annotation, cellular component: nucleus; transcription regulator complex; cytoplasm. The transcript has 11 exons. The record is from RefSeq and is marked reviewed. Gene Ontology annotation, molecular function: RNA polymerase II cis-regulatory region sequence-specific DNA binding; DNA binding. Gene Ontology annotation, biological process: regulation of DNA-templated transcription; regulation of transcription by RNA polymerase II.
AAUUGCUAAGACAAAUAUCCGAAUCUCAGAAAUUUCUCGUCCUCUUUCUCUGUUUUUUGUUUCUGGGGAAAAUGUCUUCUGCGAUUGUUGUUUCUCAAGAUGCGGAAUCGCUUGGUCUGCAAAUUUAUAGCCGCAAGGAGAAAUCUCUUGGGGUUCUCGUCUCCAAUUUCCUGAGACUGUAUAACCGAGACGAUGUGGAUCUCAUUGGGCUCGAUGAUGCCGCUGGGCAAUUAGGAGUUGAAAGGCGGCGUAUCUAUGAUGUGGUCAAUAUAUUGGAGAGUAUUGGGAUUGUGGCAAGAAGAGGGAAGAAUCAAUACUCGUGGAAAGGUUUUGGAGAGAUUCCUCGUUCUCUAGAUGAACUCAAGGAAGAAGGGAUGAGAGAGAGGUUAGGUUACUCAAGUUCAAACAAUUCAGACAAGGUUUCAAAUGGUUGUGAAAGAGAAGAACCUUUAACUUUAACACCUGAUGAUCAGGAGAACUCAUCAUCCUCUAAAAUGGACCAAAAGAAGGAAAAAUCUCUCUGGCUUCUCGCACAGAAUUUUGUGAAGAUGUUUCUAUGUUCUGAUGAUGAUCUCAUCACACUUGAUAGUGCUGCAAAAGCCUUGCUGAGCGACUCUCCAGAUUCAGUCCAUAUGCGAACUAAAGUUAGAAGACUUUACGACAUUGCAAAUGUAUUUGCCUCGAUGAAUUUAAUCGAGAAGACUCAUAUACCAGUGACUAGGAAACCAGCAUAUAGGUGGUUAGGGUCCAAAAGCAUAGCUGAAAGAGGAUUAAGCUUAUUUAAUUCCGGAGAACCGAAGCGGGUAUUUGGAACAGAGAUCACAAACUUGAGGGCAAAGAGAAACAAAACAUAUUGUUCAUCAAUCCGCAAGCAAAUUGGAUAUAAGAAACAUGACGAGGAAAACACAGAGCAGGAAUCGAAACCAGCUGCAAGUAAAUAUGUGUUUGGCCCGUUCUCCCCAAUAGGAGCAUCUAAGACGAACAACGACAAAGUCGGAAAGGGAAGGUUACUAGAGAUCGAGGCCCUUGCUUCUACCUACCAACCACAGUAUUGCAAUCAAGAAAUAACUGGUCUUCUUGGGCAUUUCACGGAGGCAUGGAAGAAAUGGUAUGCAGAGGUUGAUCGGAAUAAAUAACAUUACUGAGGUCACAUGUUUUCUCUGGGUACAUGAGAGCACAUAACUCAUCCAACAUAUAGCUUUAGUCUUUGUUUGCCUUAAACAAUAGUAAGAAACAGAGUAUUGUUAUUGUUAAUAAAAGUCACACCCAACAAAUUCCGAGUGACUUUGUUCUAUACUUGAUUCGAAUUCCUAUCCUCUCCUUAACUUAAUAUAAAUGUUUAAUCCAUCCAUAUUUGGUUUGGUAUCAUUACAUUUCUUUUCAGUUGUAAAAAGAAAAGAAAAUUUAUGCUCA